Molecule: messenger RNA, 1207 nt
Organism: Tachysurus vachellii
Lineage: Eukaryota; Metazoa; Chordata; Actinopteri; Siluriformes; Bagridae
Product: free fatty acid receptor 2-like
Exons: 2
Coding region: 170-1207 (345 amino acids)
Biological process (GO): G protein-coupled receptor signaling pathway; cellular response to fatty acid
Cellular component (GO): plasma membrane
Molecular function (GO): G protein-coupled receptor activity
Source: RefSeq, a predicted model, not a curated record
GACACAACAUCCAGCCUAUGAUUUGAUAAAGUAUUCAGAAUAGCUGAGACACAGCAGAGCACACUUACUCACGUACUCAGCACCAGGAGGACAGCUGCAAAACGAUAACGGUGAUUUUACAUGAUUUGCAGCUAUUCACAGAUGGUUUGUGAAAACUGGAUUCAACACCAUGUUGGUCAGCCAGCUGCUCUUGCCUGUGUACAUCCUUACCUUCCUGAUCGGGCUUCCCGCCAACAUCCUUGCAUUCUGUACCUUCUGCCGCAAGGUCCACCGCAAACCUGCCCCAAUUGACAUCCUCCUACUGAACCUCACAAUCUCUGACCUCAUCUUUCUCACCAUUUUGCCCUUUAAAAUGAAAGAGGCUGUUGAUGACAUGAUUUGGAAGAUGCCAGAAUGCCUGUGCCCCCUUAGCAGCUUUAUGUUCUUCUCUACUAUUUAUACCAGCACAUUGUUCCUUACAGGAGUUAGCAUGGAACGCUAUCUGGGUGUUGCUUUUCCAAUCCAAUACUCUGUUUAUCGUCGGCCAUGCUACGCCGUGAUUGCCAGCCUGUUCUUCUGGCUUGUUGGCACUCUGAACCUCAGCAUUGUUUACAUCGUGCCAUCUUUGCCUUCCAACAACAGCAGUGAGGGUCAAAGUUUCAACUGGAACAUGACACAACAUUCAGAAAUGAAAUGCUAUAACAACUUUACCCAAGAGCAACUCAGUAUUCUGCUACCAGUGCGUCUGGAGCUGUUUGUGGUGCUCUUCUGCAUUCCUUUCCUUAUCUGUGGCUUUUGCUACAUUAAUUUCAUUCGAAUUCUCUCCAAGUUGCCUCACAUCAGUCGGCGGCGCAGGCUUAGGGCUAUCGGACUAGCCCUUGGAACUCUGGUGGUGUUUGCUGUCUGUUUUGGUCCCUAUAACGCCUCACACGUGGUCGGGUUCGUCCGUGCAGAGAGUGAAGACUGGCGAGAUCUGGCUUUGAUCUCCAGUACGUUAAAUGCCUGCCUAGACCCAAUUAUUUUCUACUUCUCGUCUGCAGCAGUACGAAGUGCAAUCAGUGGUUUUGUGAAAGGAAUGAAGGAGAAAAGUCAUGUACUGAAGUGCAGGAAGAUUCAUUGUUGCCCCAUUCUGAUGUCUGAGACUGAUAAAUAUAGAGACAGAGACACACCUCCACUUGACAACCAGAGGCAUUCCUUAGGACAACUGGAAUUAGAAAGAGCGCUAUAG